AUGCCAGAAGACCUGUCCAUCGUCCAGGCAGACUCCAAGGCCGACUGCUACCAGAACAUCCUCCCGCAGAUUGCCUCGCUCGUGGCCGGUGAGCCGGACCUGAUCGCCAACCUGGCCAACAUCUCAGCUGCGCUCAUGGAACAGUUCCGGUUCCUGUGGGUAGGGUACUAUCUGCCUCGGGGGGAUGAGCUUGUCCUCGGCCCGUUUCAGGGGCCGGUCGCUUGCACCCGCAUUCGAAAGGGAAAGGGGGUGUGUGGCGCCAGCUGGGAGGCGGGAAAGAGCUUGGUAGUGCCUGACGUCAGCCAGUUCAAAGGCCACAUCGGGUGCAGCAGCAAGUCACGGUCCGAGAUCUGUGUGCCUCUGUUUCGAGAGGGCUGCAUGCUGGCGCUGCUGGACAUCGACAGCUAG
Messenger RNA from Hippocampus zosterae (dwarf seahorse), 408 nucleotides. RefSeq names its product GAF domain-containing protein A-like. Gene Ontology annotation, cellular component: cytosol. Gene Ontology annotation, molecular function: protein binding; L-methionine (R)-S-oxide reductase activity. The coding region runs from base 1 to 408 and encodes 135 amino acids. The transcript has a single exon. Lineage: Eukaryota; Metazoa; Chordata; Actinopteri; Syngnathiformes; Syngnathidae. The record is from RefSeq and is a predicted model, not a curated record.